AACAAACUAAAAAUGUUCAAGUUCAUCGCUGCUGUGAUCCUCGCUCUGGUCGCCUUCGCUGCUGCUAAGCCAGGAAUUGUGGCUCCUCUGGCUUACUCCGCACCUUAUGUGGCAUCUCCGUAUGUGGCAUCAUCGUACGUGGCAUCCCCCUAUGUGGCAUCUUCCUAUGUGGCAUCUCCAUAUGUGGCCUCGCCGUAUGUUGCCUCUUCCUAUGUGGCUUCGCCCUACGCUGCGGCCUACACAGCCCCUCUGCUGUUGAAGAAGUAGACGACUCACUCACGGGAUAUGAAAAAUUGAUCAUAUUUUACGGCAGAAAUAAAA
Drosophila mojavensis is the source of this 321-nucleotide messenger RNA. RefSeq lists its product as uncharacterized. The record is from RefSeq and is a predicted model, not a curated record. The transcript has a single exon. NCBI's taxonomy places the organism in Eukaryota, Metazoa, Arthropoda, Insecta, Diptera, Drosophilidae. The coding region runs from base 13 to 267 and encodes 84 amino acids.